GGAGGAGGAGGAACACCAUCUCCCGGGAUGGUGCUGCUGCCCUGGCGAUGGGUGAAGUCAGUCUCAAUCUGCCCCCGCCUGGGGCCAAGUCGUUGCCCCCCACGAUCCAUGUCCCGUCUCUGGCGUGGCAUUGCUCAAUUACUGCUGGGGGUGGUACUGCUCCUGGUGCUAGCUGUGGUCACUGCUUUCACCGCAGGUCCCCUGGAGGAAUGGUUCCUGCAGCCAGUUCUGCUCUCUUCUCAUGGCCAGAAGGGCUUGGCCGUGGGAGGGGAGGGGGAUGCUCCCUUCGACUGGGUUGGGCAGCGCAGUCGUGACUCCAUCUACCGGCUGACCAACCCGGGGGUCUGUGCCGGAGAGGCCCCAUUCCUGGUUGGCCUGGUGGUGAGCAAGCCAGCACAUUGGGACAGCCGCCAGGCCAUCCGCGAGAGCUGGGGCUCAGUGCAGGAGGUCAGGGGCCGCACGGUGAGGACUCUCUUCGCUCUGGGCAGCCCGUCGUCCCCCCAGGAGCAGGAGCUGAUCGACCGGGAGGCGGGCACCUACCGGGACGUGGUGCAGGGGCGUUUCCGGGACUCGUACCUGAACCUGACCCUGAAAACCCUGAUGGUCCUCAGCUGGUUCACCAGCUACUGCCCCCGCAGCCAGUUCCUUCUCAAGGUUGAUGACGAUGUCUUCCUGAACUACUACAGGCUGGUUGAGCUGCUGCUAGACCGUGGCCUGGAGCUGGGUCUUGGGCAGGACCUCUACCUGGGCAGGGUCCAUAGAAAUGUCAGGGCCAUACGUGACCACUCCAGCCUUUACUACGUCCCAGAGUCUGUCUUCCCUGCUGAUACUUACCCGGACUACUGCAGCGGGACCUCAUACAUUCUCUCUGCUUCUGCAGCCCGCAAGGUCUACCGGGCCGCACUCUCCCUACCCCUGCUCCCCAUUGAGGACGUCUUUGUUGGCCUCAGUGCCCAGCGAGCGGGGGUGCCCCCCACCCACUCAUCCAGGAUGUCUGGUAGCCUACAGUUUCACUUCAGGCCUUGCUGCUACCAAACCAUUAUCACCAGUCACCACAUAGAUGCCCAGGAGCUGAGGAACAUUUGGGCACAGGUCAAUGGCAGCCAGCCCUGUUCGGCCAUCGCCAGGGUGAGUGCCCUCUUCAUCUGCAACCUACUCAACCUGAGGGAGCUGCUCCGUGCCUCCUAGGAUUCACUCGCUGCCUCCCAAAAUAACAGGGCACAGACUCUGACGGUCAGAGCCUCACUACGGAACAGCACAGUGCGCUU
Molecule: messenger RNA, 1268 nt
Organism: Stegostoma tigrinum
Lineage: Eukaryota; Metazoa; Chordata; Chondrichthyes; Orectolobiformes; Stegostomatidae
Product: beta-1,3-galactosyltransferase 4-like
Exons: 2
Coding region: 28-1188 (386 amino acids)
Cellular component (GO): membrane
Molecular function (GO): N-acetyl-beta-D-glucosaminide beta-(1,3)-galactosyltransferase activity
Source: RefSeq, a predicted model, not a curated record